AUCUCUCUCUCUUUCAUUCCGACUCAAAUCGGUUAAGAAAGAACUACAAAUAUUACGUCAUGUCGACACAGGGUGUACGGCCUUUGAAGGAAGCAAUGGAGAUGACGAGGGCGUCGAGGAUUGCUCAACACUCGCUUCUAAGUUUUCCUUUCCAUAGCAGUGAGCGGUUUGCGACCAAGUGCCUUGUGGGUAUUGGAGAUUUCAAUGUUUCAGAGAGUCCCAGAAGGCCUUUGGUGCGAUUGAAUUGUCAGUUUUCUGAUUCUGGACAUCAACAGUACUAUGUGUCGGCUAUCAAACAAUUCAAGAAGAAAGAGAAGCAAAACAAUUCUGAAAUUAAGCUCGUCAAGAGGAAAUUGAAGUUUAUAAGAAGAUUGUCGAAUGAAUUGUCCUUGUUUUCGCUUGAGACCUCCGGCAUUGAGAAUAGAAAUAGUUUGGUGGAUGAAGAAAAGAUUUCGGGAGCGGUAGAGGUUCUUAAAGCACAGUUGCAACAGCUGAGAUCAGAGCAAAAGGAGUUGAAGAGAACGAUGAAACAGAAGAAAGUCCAGAUUAAGGCUACCUUGGAAAAAACAAAAGGAAAGAGCAAAUCUGAGUCAUCAUCAAGUUCAUCAUCCGAGUCCAGCGACACUGAAAAUGGAGAGGUGAUUGACACAAUCCGCUUGAGAAGUAAUGAUGUUCUCAAACAAUUAAAACACAGUGAAGCAGAACAAAAUACGAAAGGAGCAACGUCAGGUACACAUGGCUCACUGGUUCAACAGGAGAAGUCAGAGGAAACGCUGGGAAUUGUAGAUAUGAAUUCUCAAAAUCAUAGGACUGGGGGUGACUGCAGCAGCUCUAGUGGCUGCAAUAACGAGCAAACAGAAAGCAUUGCAGAGCGGACAUCGGCCAAGAAAAUAGAGGUUUGCAUGGGUGGCAAAUGUAAAAAAUUAGGAGCAGAGGCUUUGUUGCAAGAAUUUGGAGGUAAGCUUGGCACAGAAUUUGCUGUGUUGGGGUGCAAAUGUAUGGGGAAAUGCAAGGAUGGUCCUAAUGUAAGGGUUGCCAAUACUCCCCAUGGAGAUGAAGCGAUGAGGACGCUGAGACCUUCAGUUAGUUCUUUAUGCAUUGGCGUUGGUUUGGAAGAUGUGGACGUGAUUCUUGCAAAUAUUCUUUGCAAAGACAUGAAUAACAAUUAUGGGAUGGCCCUUUCUUGACAAUACCUUCUACUGAAUUGGAGCUGUUAAGAUGAGCUUUCAGAACGGUUUUAUUGCCUCCUGAGUUCAAAUCUCACCUUCACAGCUUCACUGAUAUGUUAGUCAAAAUAUUGAUGCGAAUAAUUAAUGUUUAUAUAUUUUACAUCUGUCAUUUCGAGGGUGACAAGACUUAAAUCAA
Molecule: messenger RNA, 1365 nt
Organism: Mangifera indica (mango)
Lineage: Eukaryota; Viridiplantae; Streptophyta; Magnoliopsida; Sapindales; Anacardiaceae
Product: diacylglycerol O-acyltransferase 3-like
Exons: 2
Coding region: 60-1187 (375 amino acids)
Source: RefSeq, a predicted model, not a curated record